This is a messenger RNA of Cavia porcellus (domestic guinea pig), 14533 nucleotides long. It is a transcript of the gene Fat2, whose product is annotated as FAT atypical cadherin 2. Bases 150 to 13220 code for a protein of 4356 amino acids. Gene Ontology annotation, cellular component: plasma membrane; catenin complex. The record is from RefSeq and is a predicted model, not a curated record. Lineage: Eukaryota; Metazoa; Chordata; Mammalia; Rodentia; Caviidae. Gene Ontology annotation, biological process: homophilic cell-cell adhesion. The transcript is spliced from 24 exons. Gene Ontology annotation, molecular function: cadherin binding; calcium ion binding.
AGCCUCUAGGGCUGGGCUGAGCCUAGCGCCUUCCUGCUCAGCUGCUCUGCAGCUCCCCAGCGCCUGCCUGGGCUGCGAGCUCCACCCCAGCCGCCCACUCCGCUCCAGGGCAGCCUCCCCUGCCCAAGGGCCCAGGAGUCCUCUUCACCAUGACCGUUGCCUUGCUGGGUCUGGCCGUGUGGUUACUCUGUCCUGUGACCUGCGAGAAGCCUCUAGAAGGAACUGACCUCUCCUCGGCUUGGCGCUUUACACACUCCCUUUACAACGCCACCAUCUAUGAGAACUCUGCCCCCAAGACCUAUGUGGAGAGCACAGUGAAAAUGGGCAUGUACCUCACCCAGCCGCAGUGGACAGUGCGCUACCGGAUCAUCUCGGGGGACGUGGUCAACGUCUUUAAGACAGAGGAGUAUGUGGUAGGGGACUUCUGCUUUCUGAGAAUCAGGACGAAGAGCAGCAACACGGCGCUUCUCAACAGGGAGGUUCAAGACAGCUACACCCUCAUCAUCCAAGCCACAGAGAAGACCCUGGAGUUGGAAGCCCUGACCCGCGUGGUGGUCCGCAUCCUGGACCAGAAUGACCUGAAGCCCCUCUUCUCCCCACCUUCGUACAGAGUCACCAUCUCGGAGGACAUGCCUCUGAAGAGCCCCAUCUGUAAGGUGACCGCCACUGACGCCGACCUGGGCCAGAACGCCGAGUUCUAUUACGCCUUUAACACAAGAUCCGACAUCUUCGCCAUCCACCCCACCAGCGGUGUGGUGACCGUAGCUGGGAAGCUCAACGUCACCUGGCGGGGAAAGUACGAACUUCAGGUGCUGGCUGUGGACCGCAUGCGAAAAAUCUCCGAGGGAAAUGGGUUCGGCAACUUAGCCGCCCUCACUAUCCACGUGGAGCCUGCGCCCAAGAAGCCCCCGGCCAUUGUCUCCGUGGUGGUGACCCCGGCAGGCAGUAGUGAAGAUGCCACGUAUGCCACGGUGGUGGUAGAUGCCAACGGUUCAGGGUCCGAAGUGGACUCACUGGAGGUUGUGGGUGGUGACCCCGGAAAGCAUUUCAAAGCCACCAAGUCCUAUGCCCGGAGCAAUGAGUUCAGUUUGGUGUCCGUCAAAGACAUCAACUGGCUGGAGUAUCUUCAUGGGUUCAACCUCAGCCUGCAGGCCAGGAGUGGGAGCAGACCUUCCCUCCAUUCCCAGAUCAGGGGCUUUCACCUUCCCCCUUCCCCACUGGCUUCUCUCAAGUUUGAGAAGCCCGUCUAUAGAGUGCAGCUCAGUGAGUUUUCCCCUCCUGGCAGUCGAGUGGUCCUGGUGAAGGUCACACCAGCCAUUCCCAAGCUGCAGUAUGUUCUAAAGCCAUCCUCAGAGAGCGUGGGGUUUAAACUUCACGCUCGCACUGGGUUGAUCACCACUGCAAAGCUCCUGGACUUCCGUGACCGGGCCCGCUACCAGCUUUACGUUAGAACCUCCCCUGGCCUGGCCUCUGCCGUGGUGAUCGUUGACAUCGUGGACUGUAACAACCACGCCCCCAUCUUUAACAGGUCUUCUUACGACGGCACCUUGGAUGAAAACAUUCCUCCAGGCACCAGCGUUUUAACGGUCACAGCCACAGAUCAGGACCCCGGGGAGAACGGAUACAUCACCUACUCCAUCAUUGCCCCCAAAGCUGUGCCAUUUUCUAUUGACCCUUUCUCGGGGGUCAUCUCCACCUCCAAACCCAUGGACUAUGAGCUCAUGAGAAGAAUUUACAUGUUCCGAGUACGGGCCUCAGACUGGGGAACCCCUUUUCGCCAGGAGAAGGAAGUGUCUGUUUCUCUCAGGCUCAAGAAUCUGAAUGACAACAGGCCAAUGUUUGAGGAAGUCAACUGCACUGUGUCUAUUCGCCAGGACUGGCCAGUAGGGAGGUCAGUGAUGACCUUCUCGGCCAUAGAUGUGGAUGAGCUCCAGAACCUAAAAUACGAGAUUGUGUCAGGCAACGAACUAGGGUAUUUCGAUCUGAAUCAUUUCUCGGGGGUGAUAGCCCUCAAACGCUCUUUCAUAAACCUUAGUGCUGGUCAACCCACCAGCUAUUCUCUGAAAAUCACAGCUUCAGAUGGCCAAAACUAUGCUUCGCCCACAACACUGAAUGUCACUGUGGUGAAGGACCCCCUUUUUGCAUCUCCUGUCACCUGUGCUAAAACAGGGGUACUGACCCAUUUCACCAAGACCGUCCUCCACUCGGUUGGACUCCAGGACCAGGAGUCCAGUGAUGAGGAAUUCAUGUCACUCACCACGUAUCAGAUCAAUCACCAUGCCCCCCAGUUUACAGACCACUUCCCUCAGUCCAUCGACGUCCUCGAGCGUGUCCCCGUCAACACCUCCCUGGCCCGCCUGGCAGCCGCUGACCCUGAUGCUGGCUUUAAUGGCCAGCUGGUCUAUGUGAUCACCGACGGCAAUGAGGACGGCUGCUUUGACAUUGAGCUGGACACAGGGCUGCUCAUGGUGGCCGCUCCCUUGGAUUACGAAACCACCAGUUUCUACCUCCUCAAUAUAACAGUGUAUGACCUGGGGACCCCCCAGAAGUCCUCCUGGAAGCUGCUGGCAGUGAAUGUCAAAGACUGGAAUGACAACGCGCCCAGAUUCCCUCCUGGCGGGUACCAGCUGACUAUCUCGGAGGACACAGAGGUGGGAACCACCAUCGCGGAGUUAAAAACAGAAGACGAAGACUCAGAGGACAACGGCAGAGUCCGCUACACCUUGCUAAGCCCCACCGAGAAGUUCUCCCUUCACCCUCUCACCGGGGAACUGGUCGUCACUGGACAUCUGGACCGAGAAGCAGAACCUCAGUACGUACUCAAGGUAGAGGCCAGGGAUCAGCCCAAGAAGGGCCACCAGCUCUUCUCUGUCACUGACUUGAUAAUCACAUUAGCAGAUGCCAAUGAUAACCCUCCCCGGUGCAUCACAGAGCUCAGCAGCCUGAAGGUGCCGGAGGACCUCCCCCUGGGGACGAUCGUGACAUUUCUGGAUGCCUCUGAUCCCGACCUGGGCCCUGCAGGGGAAGUGCAGUACGUCUUAUCGGAUGACAUCCAUGGAACCUUCCGUGUGGACCCGAUGACGGGGGCACUGAGUCUGGAGAAAGAGCUGGACUUUGAGAGGCGGGCUGGGUACAACCUGAGCCUGUGGGUCAGUGACAGUGGGAAGCCCCUGGCCCGCAGGACCCUCUGCCACGUGGAGGUGAUCGUCUUGGACGUGAACGAGAAUCUCCACCCUCCUCGCUUUGCCUCUUUUGUGUACCAGGGCCAGGUGCAGGAGAACAGCCCCCCGGGAACUCAGGUGAUGCAAGUGAUGGCCCAGGACGAUGACAAUGGCUCGGACGGGGAGAUCCAGUACUUCCUCCGGGCCGGCACUGGCCUGGCAGCCUUCAGUAUCGACCCAGACACAGGAAUGAUUCAGACCCAGGCACCUCUGGACCGAGAAUCCAUACCCUACUACUGGUUGACUGUGCUGGCCGUGGACAGGGGUUCUGUGCCCCUCUCAUCUGUCACUGAAGUCUACAUUGAGAUCACAGAUGUCAAUGACAACCCGCCCCGGAUGUCCAGACCUGUGUUCUACCCCUGCAUUGUGGAGAAUGCACCCCUGGGUACCUCUGUGCUGCAGCUGGAUGCCAGGGACCCAGACCCCAGCUCCAGAGGGAAGCUGACUUUCAACAUCACCGCUGGGAACCACGUGGGUGUCUUCACUCUUCAUCCUCUCACGGGUCUCCUUUCCACGGCCCGACAGCUGGACCGAGAGAGCAAGGAUGAGCAUAUCCUGGAGGUGACGGUGCUGGACAACGGGGAGCCGUCCCUCAGGUCCACCUCCAGGGUGGUGGUAUGCAUCUUGGACAUCAAUGACAACGCACCUACGUUUUCCCACAAGCUCUUCAAUGUCCGCCUUCCAGAGAGGCCCAGCCCAGCGUCCCCUGGGGCUGUGUACAGGCUGGUGGCUUCAGACCCAGAUGACGGUCUCAAUGGCAGUGUCACGUACAGCAUCGAGGAGAGUGAUGAGGAGGGCUUCAGCAUCGAUCCGGUCACAGGUGUGGUGUCAUCCAGCAGCACCUUUACAGCUGGGGAGUACAACAUCCUAACGAUCAAGGCCACAGACAGCGGGCAGCCGCCCCUCUCCUCCAGCGUCCGGCUGCACAUCGAAUGGAUCCCCCAGCCCCGGCCGUCGUCCAUACCACUGGCCUUCGAUGAGCCCCACUACAGCUUCACCGUCAUGGAGACAGACCCCGUGAACCACAUGGUGGGGGUCAUCAGUGUCGAGGGCCGGCCCGGCCUCUUCUGGUUCCGCAUCACAGAUGGGGACAAGAACAUGGACUUUGACAUUGAGAAGACCACAGGCAGUAUUGUCAUCGCCAGGCCUCUUGAUACAAGGACAAGAUCCAGCUAUAAUUUGACUGUGGAAGUGACAGACGGGUUCCAUAUCAUUGCCACCCAGGUCUACAUCUUCCUGAUCGCCAAUGUUAACCACCACCGGCCUCAGUUUCUGGAGCCUCAUUAUGAGGUCAGAGUCCCCCAGGAUACCCUGCCUGGGGUCGAGCUUCUUCGUGUCCAGGCCACAGAUGAAGACAAGGGCAAAGGCCUCAUCUACACCAUACAGGGCAGCCAGGACCUGGGAAGCGCCAGCCUCUUCCAGCUGGACCCAAGCACUGGUGUCCUGGUGACUGUGGGAAAGUUGGACCUGGGCUCAGGGCCCUCGCAGCACACGCUGACAGUUAUGGUCCGAGACCAAGAGAUGCCCAUCAAGAGGAACUUUGUGUGGGUGACUGUUCAUGUGAAGGACGGAAAUAUCCACCCACCACGCUUCACCCAGCUCCAUUACGAGGCGAGAGUUCCUGACACCAUCGCCCCAGGCGCAGAGCUGCUACAGGUCCAAGCUGUGGAUGCUGAUCGGGGAGCCAAUGCUGAGGUCCACUACUCUCUCCUGAAAGGGAACAGCGAGGAUUUUUUCAGCAUCGACGUUCUGCAAGGCAUCAUCACUGUAGCCCGGAAACUCAAUCAGGCAAACCACAUCCGGCACACUCUGAUGGUGAAGGCGGAAGACCACGGGUCCCCACGGAAGCAUGACCUGGCUACAGUGGUCGUUCAUGUCUAUCCCUCAGCCAGCAGCGCCCCCAUCUUCUCCAACACUGAGUACUUCGUGGAAGUCCCCGAAUCCAUCCCUGUUGGCUCCCCAAUCCUCCUCGUCUCCGCCACAAGCCCUUCCGAAGUCACCUAUGAGCUAAGAGAGGGAAACAAGGAUGGCGUGUUCUCCAUGAACUCAUAUUCUGGCCUCAUUUCCACCCAGAAGAACUUGGACCAUGAGAAAAUCUCAUCGUACCAGUUGAAAAUCCGAGGCAGCAGCAUGGCGGGAGCAUUUACCGACAUCGUGGUGCUCGUGGACAUCAUUGAUGACAAUGACAAUGCACCCAUGUUCUUAAACUCAACGUUCGUGGGCCAGAUUAGCGAGGCAGCUCCUCUGUACAGCAUGAUCGUGGGCGAGGACAGCAGCCCCUUUGUGGUUCGCGCCUCUGACAAGGACCAGGAAGCAAACGCCUUGCUGAUCUACAAAAUCUUGGAUCCAGAGGCCUCAAAGUUUUUCAAAAUAGACCCUAGUAUGGGAACGCUCACUGUUUUAUCUGAGAUCGAUUAUGAGAGCAGGCCCCUUUUCCAGUUCAACGUCUAUGUCCAUGACCAAGGGAGCCCCAUCUUAUUCGCUCCCAGGCCUGCCAAGGUCAUCAUCUAUGUCAGAGACGUGAAUGAUUCUCCUCCCAGGUUCGCAGAGCAGAUAUAUGAAGCAGCAGUCGUGGGACCCAUUCAUUUCGGGAUGGAGCUUCUCACCGUGCGGGCCAGCGAUGAAGAUUCCGAGGUCACCUACAGCAUCAAAACCGGCAACACGGAUGACGCCGUCGCCAUUGACCCGGUCACUGGGUGCAUAUCUGUGCUAAAUCCUGCUGCUCUGGGAGCCUCUAGGAAGCUCACCAUUAGGGCUUCGGAUGGCCUGUAUCAAGAUACUGCACUGGUAAAAAUUUCUCUGACCCAAGUCCUUGACAAAAGUUUGCAGUUUGAUCAGGAGGUGUACAGGACGAAGGUGAAGGAGAAUUUGCCAGACAGAAAGGCACUGGUGAUUCUUGGUGCCCACGGCCAUCAUCUGAAUGACACCCUUUCCUACGCUCUCUUAAACGGCACAGAUUUGUUUCAUGUGGUCAGGUCAGCGGGUGUGCUGCAGACAAGGGGGGUGGCGCUGGACAGAGAGCAGCAGGACGUUCACGAGGUGGUGGUGGAAGUGAGGGACAAUCGGGCUCCUCCGCGCGUGGCCCAGGCUGUGGUCAGAGUGUCCGUUGAGGACGUCAAUGAUAACCCCCCUGAGUUCAAGCAUCUGCCCUACUACACAAUCGUUCAAGACGGCACAGAGCCAGGGGACGUCCUCUUUCAGGUGUCUGCUACUGACAGGGACUUGGGAGCCAGUGGCACGGUCACGUAUGCAUUUACAGAGGAUUACACGUAUUUCCGCAUUGACCCCUAUGUUGGGGAUAUAUCACUCAAGAAACCCUUUGAUUAUCAGGCUUUAAAUAAAUAUCGCCUCAAAGUUGUGGCUCUCGAUGGAGGAACACCAUCCCUCCAGACGGAGGCAGAAGUGCUUGUCACCGUGAGGAAUAAAUCCAACCCGCUGUUUCAGAGUCCUUACUACAGGGUCCGAGUGCCUGAGAACAUCACACUCUACACCCCCAUCCUCCACACCCAGGCCCGGAGUCCCGAGGGACUCAGGCUCAUCUACAACAUCGUGGAGGAGGAGUCUUUGCCGCUCUUCACCACUGACUUCAAGACGGGCGUUCUCACCGUGACAGGACCUUUGGACUAUGAGUCCAAGACCAGACACAUAUUCACAGUCAGAGCCACAGACACAGCUCUGGGGUCAUUUUCGGAAGCCACGGUGGAAGUCUUCGUAGAGGAUGUCAAUGAUAACCCUCCCACUUUUUCCCAGUUGGUGUACACCACGGCAGUCUCGGAAGGCUUGCCCGCUCAGACCCCUGUGAUCCAACUCUUGGCUUCCGACCAAGACUCGGGACACAACCGUGAUGUGUCCUAUGAGAUCGUGGAGGAUGGCUCAGACGCUUCCAAGUUCUUCCAGAUUAAUGGGAGCACAGGAGAGAUGGUCACACUCCAAGAACUGGAUUACGAAGCCCAACGACACUUCCAUGUGAAAGUCAGGGCCACGGACAGAGGAAAUCCUCCGCUCACUGGAGAGACCCUUGUGAUUGUCAAUGUGUCUGACAUCAACGACAAUCCCCCCGAGUUCAGACAACCUCAGUAUGAAGCCAACGUCAGUGAGCUAGCAACCUGUGGACACCUGGUUCUUAAAGUCCAAGCCCUUGACCCUGACAGCAGAGACACCUCCCGCCUGGAGUACCUGAUCCUUUCUGGCAAUCAGGACCGUCACUUCUCCAUUAACAAAUCAUCAGGAAUAAUUUCUAUGCUCAACCUUUGCAAAAAGCAGCUGGACUCUUCCUACAAUUUGAGGGUGGGUGCUUCGGACGGGGUCUUCCAAGCAACUGUGCCUGUGUAUAUCAACACCACAAACGCCAACAAGUAUAGCCCAGAAUUCCAGCAGCACAUUUAUGAGGCAGAAUUAGCAGAGAAUGCAAAGGAGGGAACGAAGGUAAUUGAAUUGCUGGCCAUAGAUAAAGACAGUGGCCCCUAUGGCACUGUGGAUUACACUAUCAUUAAUAAACUGGCAGGUGAAAAGUUCUCCAUAAAUCCCAAUGGCCAGAUCACCACCCUGCAAAAACUGGACCGGGAAAAUUCAACAGAAAGAGUCAUUGCUAUUAAGGUCAUGGCUCGGGAUGGAGGAGGAAAAGUGGCCUUCUGCAUUGUAAAGAUCAUCCUCACGGACGAAAAUGACAAUGCCCCACAAUUCAAAGCCUCUAGGUACACUCUGUCCGUCCCAUCGAAUGUCAGCAAAGACUUCCCGGUCAUCCAGGUGCUGGCUUAUGAUGCAGAUGAGGGUCGGAACGCAGAUGUCACCUACUCAGUAGACCCAGUGGAGGACUUGGCGGAUGAUCUCAUUGAUGUCAAUGAAAUCACUGGGGUGGUCAAGGUGAAAGAGAGCCUGGUGGGAUUGGAAAACAAGACCCUUCGCUUCAAAGUCAAAGCCCAAGAUGGUGGCCCCCCUCACUGGGAUUCGCAGGUGCCAGUACAACUUCAGGUGGUCUCCAAUGAAGUUUCCUUGCCCAAGUUUUCUGAGCCUCUGUAUACAUUCCCUGCAUCCGAAGACCUUCCAGUGGGGUCCGAGGUUGGGGUGGUUAAAGCAGUGGCAGCUCAAGACCCGGUCAUCUACAGUCUAGUGCAGGGCACAACACCGGAGAGUAACAGGGAUGGCGUCUUCUCCUUGGACCAUGACACAGGAGUCCUAAAAGUGAGGAAGGCUCUGGACCAUGAGUCCACCAAAUGGUACCAGAUUGAUCUGAUGGCACACUGUCCCCACGAGGAUACAGAGUUGGUGGCCUUGGUCUCAGUCCACAUCCAAGUGAAGGAUGUCAAUGAUAACAGGCCAGUCUUUGAGGCUGAUCCAUAUAAAGCUUUCCUCACUGAGAAUAUGCCAGGGGGGACGACAGUCAUUCAGGUGACUGCCAAUGACCAGGACACCGGGAAUGAUGGCCAAGUGAGCUACAGGCUGUCAGCAGAGCCAGGCAGCAGUGUCCACGAGCUCUUCGCCAUUGACAGCGAGAGUGGCUGGAUCACCACUCUCAAGGAGCUGGACUGUGAGACCCACCAGACCUACCGCUUUCAUGUGGUGGCCUUUGACCAUGGACAGACCAUCCAGCUGUCUUCCCAGGCGCUGGUUGAGGUCUCCAUUACGGAUGAAAAUGACAAUGCUCCUCGAUUCACCUCCGAAGACUACAGAGGAUCUGUGGUUGAGAACAGUGAGCCUGGCGAGCUUGUGACCACUCUGAGGACCCUGGAUGCUGACAUCUCUGAGCAGAACAGACAGGUCACCUGCUACAUCACAGAGGGAGACCCCCUGGGCCAGUUCGCCAUCAGCCAAGUCGGGGACGAAUGGAGGAUCUCCUCGAGGAAGACCUUGGACCGAGAGUACAUGGCCAAGUACUUGCUCAGAAUUACGGCCUCGGAUGGCAAAUUCCAGACAUCGGUCCCCGUAGAGAUCUUUGUCCUGGACGUCAAUGAUAACAGCCCUCAGUGCCCACAGCUUCUCUAUACUGGCAGAGUCCGAGAAGAUGUGUCUCCCGGACACUUCAUUUUGAAAGUUUCAGCCACAGACUUGGACACCGACACCAACGCUCAGAUCACAUAUUCUCUGCAUGGCCCUGGGGCACAUGAAUUCAAGAUGGAUCCCCACACAGGAGAGCUGACCACACUCACAGCCCUGGACCGAGAAAGGAAGGACAUGUACAGCCUGGUCGCAAAGGCGACAGACGGAGGGGGCCGAUCGUGCCAGGCAGACGUGACCCUCCAUGUGGAAGAUGUGAAUGACAAUGCCCCCCGGUUCUUCCCCAGUCACUGUGCUGUGGCCAUCUUUGACAACACCACGGUCAAGACCCCUGUGGCUGUGGUGUUCGCCCGGGAUCCUGACCAAGGCACCAACGCCCAGGUGGUUUACUCUCUGACGGAUUCUGCUGAAGGCCAGUUUUCCAUCGAUGCUGCCACUGGGGUGAUUCGACUGGAGAAACCGCUGCAGGCGAGGCCUCAGGGGGUACUGGAGCUCACGGUCUGUGCCUCAGACCUGGGCGUCCCCAUGCCACUGUCCACACUGGGCACCGUGUCGGUGUCUGUAGUGGGCCUGGAAGACUACCUGCCCGUGUUCCUCAACACUGAGCACAGCCUGCAGGUGCGUGAGGACGCCCCACCUGGUGCUCAGGUGCUGUCGCUGGCUGCCCUCACCCGCCCCGGGGCUGAGAAGACCGGUUACCGUAUGGUCAGCGGCAACGAGCAAGGCCAGUUCCGCCUGGACACCCGCACAGGGAUCCUAUAUGUCAAUAGGAGCCUGGACUUUGAGACAAGUCCCAAGUACUUCCUGUCCAUCGAGUGCAUCCGGAAGGCCUCUGCCUCCCUCAGCGACGUGACCACUAUCGUGGUCAAUGUCACUGAUGUCAACGAGCACCACCCCCGAUUCCCCAAGGACCUGUACAGCGCAAGGGUCUUAGAGAAUGCCAUCAGGGGUGACAUCAUCCUCACGGUGUCAGCGACUGACGAGGAUGGACCCCUCAAUAGCGCCAUCACCUAUAGCCUCGUAGGAGGGAAUCAGCUCGGACACUUCACCAUCCACCCCAAGAAGGGGGAGCUGCAGGUGGCCAAGGCCCUGGACUGGGAACAGACAUCCAGCUAUUCCCUGAAACUGCGGGCCACAGACAGCGGGCAGCCCCCUCUGCACUCGGACGUGGACAUUGAUGUCCAAGUGGUUGAUGUCAAUGAUAACCCACCUAGAUUCUUCCAGCUCAACUACAGCACUGCUGUCCAGGAGAACUCCCCCGUCGGCAGUCAAGUCCUGCAGCUGAUCCUCAGCGACCCCGACUCGCCGGAGAACGGCCCUCCGUACUCCUUCAGAAUCACUAAGGGCAACGCUGGCUCUGCCUUCCGAGUGACUCCAGAAGGGUGGCUGGUGACCACUGCAGGCCUGAGCAGGGCCGCUCAGGAGCAGUACCAGCUGCAGAUCGAGGUAUCAGACAGUGGCACCCCUCCACUCUCGUCCUCCACGUGGGUCAGCAUCCGCGUCACGGAGCAGAGCCGAUACCCACCCUCCGCCCUCCCUCUGGAGAUCUUCAUCACCGUUGGGGAGGAGGCGUUCCAGGGUGGCAUGGUGGGUAAAAUCCAUGCCACAGAUCGCGACCCCCAGGACACCCUGACCUACAGCCUGGCAGCAGAGGGGUCCCUGGGCAGCAGCUUCUCGGUGGGUACUGCAGACGGCAAGAUCAUCGCUGCCCGGGGGCUGCCUCAUGGCCGCUAUGUGUUCAACGUCACGGUCAGUGACGGGACCUUCUCCACCACUGCGGGGGUCCACGUGCAUGUGUGGCACGCGGGGCAGGAGGCCCUGCGGCAGGCCCUGUGGCUCGGCUUCCACCAGCUCACGCCCGAAGAGCUGGUGAGCGACCACUGGCGGAACCUGCUGCGGUUCCUUAGCAACAAGCUGGACAUCCGACGGGCCAACAUCCACUUGGCCAGCCUCCAGCCUGCUGACACCACAGCCGGGGUGGACGUGCUCUUGGUCUUGGAGGGGCAUUCCGGAACCUUCUAUAACCUCCAGGAGCUGGCAGCCAUCCUCGCUCACUCAGCCAAGGAGAUGGAGCACUCGGUGGGAAUUCAGAUGAGAUCAGCCAUGCCUGUGGUACCCUGCCAGGGGCCCAGCUGCCAGGCUCAGCCCUGCCAAGAGACGGUGCACCUGGACCCCAAGGUGGGGCCCACAUACAGCACGGCCAGGCUCAGCAUCCUCACGCCGAGGCAUCGCCUGGAGAGGAGCUGUGCCUGCAACGGUACUGCCACACGGUUCAACGGGCAGAGCUACGUGCAGUACAGACCUGCAGAGGGGCGGAACUGGCACAUCCAUUUCUCUCUGAAAACGCUCCAGCCACAUGCCGUCCUCCUCUUCACCAACGAGACGGCCCCCAUCUCCCUGAAGCUGACCCGUGGAGUGCCCCAGCUGGAAUACCGCUGUCCAGGUGGCUUCUAUGGAAACCUUUCCUCCCAGCGCCACGUGAAUGACCACGAGUGGCACUCCAUCCUGGUGGAGGAGACAGAUACCUCCCUUCGCCUGUCAGUGGACGGCAUGAGCAACGUCUCCCUCGCUGUCCCCGACAAGUGCCGGGCUCUGCGGCCUAAAAGACACCUUGUGCUGGGCGGCCUUGUCCUCUCGAAUUCUUCCUCCAACGUUUCCCAGGGCUUUGAGGGCUGCCUGGAUGCCAUUGUGGUCAACAGAGAGGGGCUGGAGCUGCUGGUCCACGGCAAAAAGACUGCAGGUUUACUGGAGAAACGGGCCCUCAGCCAGUGCUGUUUGCAUGGCGACCACUGCAGCCGGAACCCGUGCCUCAACGGUGGGAGGUGCUCACAGACCCCUGGGGCAGGCUAUGUCUGCGAGUGUCCCCCUCCGUUCUCUGGGAAGCACUGUGAUGAACGCAGAGGCGCCGAGAACUGUACUUCCACACCCUGCCUCGAAGGGGGUCCUUGCAUCUCCUCCUCUGAAGGCGCUUCCUGCACCUGCCCGCACCCCUACAUGGGGGACCGGUGUGAAAUGGAGGCGAUCGGUUGCUCCCAAGGACACUGCCUCAUCACCCCUGAGAUCACAACAGGGGACUGGGGACAGCAGGAGCUACUGAUUGUCAUCGCAGCCAUACUGUUCAUUAUCAUCACCACGGUCGGACUCCUCUUCUACUGCCGCCACUGCAGGCCUCACAAGCCCGUGGCCAUGGAGGACCCAGACCUCCUGGCCAGGAGUGUUGGUGUGGACACCCAAGCCACGCCUGCCAUGGAGCUCGACCCGCUGAGCACCAGCUCCUGCAACAACUUAACUCAGCCAGAGCCCAGCAAGACCUCAGGUCCGAAUGAACUCGUCACCUUUGGGCCCAGCUCAAAGCAGCGGCCGGUGGUCUGCAGCGUCCCUCCCAGGCUCCCACCAGUGACGGUCACUUCCCACUCUGACCACGAGUCCAUCAUCAAGAGGACCUGGUCAGCUGAGGAAAUGGUGUACCCCGGUGUUGGUGUUGGAGGCACUGCAGUCCGCCCCCCCUCCUACUCCAGGAAGGAGCACUGGGAAUACCCCCACCACUCGCAGGUUACUCAGGGGCCUCUGCCACCCUCGCCUCAUCGCCAGCCCGCCCCAGCAGGCAUGCCAGAGCCCACUGGUCUCUAUGGGGGCUUUCCCUUCCCCCUGGAGCUGGAAAACAAGAGGGCUCCCCUCCCACCCCGCUACAGCAACCAAAACCUAGAAGACCUGAUGCCCCCACAGCCCCCCAGUCCCCGGGAGCACCUGCUUGCCCCCUGCCUCAACGAGUACACGGCCAUCAGCUACUACCACUCCCAGUUCCGGCAAGGCGGGCCCUGCCUGACUGAGGGGGGCUACAAGGGGGUGAGCAUGCGUCUCAGCAGGGCUGGGCCCUCCUAUGCAGACUGUGCGGGGGAGGGGAGCCCUCCCUCAGGCAGGGCCCAGCCCCGGGCACCCCCUAACUACGAGGGCUCCGACCUGGUGGAGAGCGAUUAUGGGAGCUGCGAGGAGGUCAUGUUCUAGCUUCCUGCGCUCAGAGGGGGACAGGUGCAGGGCCAAGACCUUGGCGCCCCCUUCCCAUGUCAGUAUGGCCGGGACAGGGAGAGAAGCCCGCACACCCAGGCCAGGCUGCCAUCCCUUGUAAGGUGCUCUUCCUGUCCCCCGGCUGCUUCCUGAGGUAGAGGAAAGCUGAGGGUAGCACCCCUAAAACAGCACCAUGGCCCCAGGAGAGAGGGAUGCACAGGGCAGUGACCCUGGGAUGGGCCAGAGACAGGUCAUGUGGACGGCCAUCUCUCGGUCCCAGGAAGGAGGCAGGAUGACGAGGUCAGCCCUGCCCAGAGGCGCCCUUUCAGAGGCUGACAGGGUUGUGCCUGAGAGGUCAGCACAGGUUGUGCUGCAGAGGUGAGGGUCUUCUGCCCAGGGCCUGCGCGAGGUCCUCCCAGGAGCAGAAAGGUGAGCAGGUACGGAGCCACCAGAGACCGCCUUGUGCAUGCGUUUCCUGCAUACUUGUCCAGUGUCUCAGGCACUGAGCCAGGCACAGUGCUGGGUAUCGAGGGCUCCUAGGAAGCAUCCCUCAGGGCUCGGUCUCCCCUGGUCCAGCUCCUGCCCCCACAUGGGAGAAAGUUGUUCCAGCUCUUACAAUCACACCACUUGCUUCCCAGCUCGGGCUGCCAGGGUUCUGAGCAGCCUUUCUUUGUUGAAGAAUUUGGACCCCAUGAGACUCUGGGUUCAUCAGUCCAGGCACUUUUCGCCAAAGGCAAGAAGGAAAUAAUUCAGUUAAAAAAAAUUCUAUGGCACUUUUCAACCUUGCUGUCUGAUGACUUUUCCCAAAGGGAUCUCUCUUCUCUAGACACAAGGAACUUGGAACUCCCAUUCAGGGCAAGUGAAGGCAGGGAGCCAACCAGCAGACUGUCCAGGCUGGGCCCCAGCCUUCCUGCCCUCCAGCACCGCUGCCUGCCAAUCAAGUAUUACCCGCACUGACUCCGCCCCAUGCAUGAGGGUCAAUGUGGGCGCCUGUGUGCAGUCUGCGUGUACACGUGUGGGGUAUAUGCAGCCAGGAGUGAAGGGGGCAGAAGCCAGCGUGGCCUCCGGCAGCCUCAACACUCCCUCCCCUGGCCAUUCCUCUGCCCGGUCCACUGCCUUUUCAAGUGGGCUGUCUGUGGAGAAAAGGAAAUGAGACACUCUUGCCCACAGGCUUGCUGCUGACCGCGGGAGGACAGGUGUGGGUGACAGCAUACAGCGUGAGUGGCUCGCGGCUGUGUGUGAUUGUGAGCACGAGUGGUGGCAUGUGUGCCUGGUACUUUUUUUUAAACAAUAAAGUAUCUUUUUUACUGUUA